Cebus imitator (Panamanian white-faced capuchin) is the source of this 1986-nucleotide messenger RNA. RefSeq names its product patr class I histocompatibility antigen, A-126 alpha chain-like. Lineage: Eukaryota; Metazoa; Chordata; Mammalia; Primates; Cebidae. The record is from RefSeq and is a predicted model, not a curated record. The transcript is spliced from 8 exons. Gene Ontology annotation, cellular component: external side of plasma membrane. Gene Ontology annotation, biological process: antigen processing and presentation of endogenous peptide antigen via MHC class I via ER pathway, TAP-independent; positive regulation of T cell mediated cytotoxicity; immune response. Gene Ontology annotation, molecular function: signaling receptor binding; peptide antigen binding. Bases 16 to 1566 code for a protein of 516 amino acids.
UUCGAGGGGAGAGGUAUGGAGUGGGAGGCACGGGAGUCCAGUUCAGGGACUCGGAUUCCAAGACAAGAAGUGAUGGGGAAGGGGCAGGGCGCAGCCCUGGCUUCUCUGCCUCUCCCCGGUUUCCAUAGACAGGUCCUUGGCCAGUACUCAUGCAAUCAGUACGACAAAGAGGCUCCUGAGGGAUCCGGACAAAGUCCCAAGUCCUGGGCGUCGGUAUCAGGGUGUCAGGUUCCAAGGGCCCAUCUGCACUGGGGAGCAGCCCAGAUUCCCCCACUUUCCUGUGUUUCACCACUUCUCCCAACCUAUGUUGGGUCCUUCUUCCAGGAUACUCAGCAGGCGACCCCAGUUCCCACUUCCAUUCGAUGUAGAAAAGACAAUCAGCGCCGUCGCGGUCCCGGUUCUAAAGUCCCCACGUACCCACCUGGACUCAGAUUUUCCCCAGGCACGGAGACUGGGGUCAUGGCGCCUCGAACCCUCCUCCUGCUGCUCUUGGGGACCCUGGCCCUGACUGAGACCUGGGCUGGCUCCCACUCCUUGAGGUAUUUCUACACCGCCGUGUCCCGGCCCGGCCGCGGGGAGCCCCGCUUCAUCGCCGUGGGCUACGUGGACGACACGCAGUUCGUGCGGUUCGACAGCGACGCCGCGAGUGGGAGAGGGGAGCCGCGGGCGCCGUGGAUGCAGCAGGAGGGGCCGGAGUAUUGGGAGGGGCAGACUACGGGUUUCAAGGCCAACGCACAGAGUUCCCGAUUGUGCCUGAGGAUCCUGCCCGGACACUACAACCAGAGCGAGGCCACGUCUCACACCUACCAGAGAAUGUACGGCUGCGAAGUGGGGCCAGACGGGCGCUUCCUCCGCGGGUAUUACCAGUCGGCCUACGACGGCAAGGAUUACCUCGCCCUGAACGAGGACCUGCGCUCCUCAACCGCCGCGGACACGGCGGCUCAGAUCGUCCAGCGCAAAUGGGAGGCGGCCAAUCUGGUGGAGGGGUGGAGAGCCUACCUGGAGGGCAAGUGCGUGGAGAUGCUCCGCAGAUACCUGGAGAACGGGAAGGAAACGCUGCAGCGCGCGGAACCCCCAAAGACACAUGUGAACCACCACACCAUCUCUGACCAAGAGGCCACCCUGAGGUGCUGGGCCCUGGGCUUCUACCCUGCGGAGAUCACACUGACCUGGCAGCGGGAUGGGGAGGACCAAACUCAGGACACCGAACUUGUGGAGACGAGGCCAGCAGGGGAUGGAACCUUCCAGAAGUGGGCAGCUGUGGUGGUGCCUUCUGGAGAGGAGGAGAGAUACACGUGCCAUGUGCAGCACGAGGGGCUGCUGGAGCCCCUCACCCUGAGAUGGGAGCCAUCUUCCCAGCCCACCAUCCCCAUCGUGGGCAUCGUUGCUGGCCUCGUUCUCCUUGGAGCUGUGGUCACUGGAGCUGUGGUCACUGCUGUGAUGUGGAGGAGGAAGAGCUCAGGACAUUUUCUUCCCACAGGUGGAAAAGGAGGGAGCUACUCUCAGGCUGCGUGCAGCGACAGUGCCCAAGGCUCUGAUGUGUCUCUCACAGCUUGUAAAGCCUGAGACAGCUGCCUUUUGUGGGUCCGAGAUGCAGGAUUUCUUCACGCCUCCCCUUUGUGACUUUAAGAGCCUCUGGCAUCUCUUUCUGCAAAGGCAUCUGAAUGUGUCUGUGUCCCUGUUUGCAUAAUGUGAGGAGGUGGAGAGACAGCCCACCCCGUGUCCACUGUGACCCCUGUCCCCAUGCUGACCUGUGUUCCCUCCCCAGUCAUCUUUCCUGUUCCAGAGAGGUGGGGCUGGGUGUCUCCAUGUAUGUCUCAACUUCAUGGUACACUGAGCUGCAACCACUUACUUCCCUAUGAAAAAUAAGAAUAUGAAUAUAAAUGUGUUUUCUCAAAUAUUUUCCAUGAGAAGUUGAUGGGUUAAUUAAAUAAGUCAAUUCCUAAAAUUUGAGAGAGGAAAUAAAUACCUGAGAACCUUCCAGAA